UUUUCAGCCUAUUCUGCAUUCUCAUGUCUCUUUUUCAUUUUUUGGUUAAUUUUGCAUUCUCAUAUUCAUCUAAAUCUUCAUCUUCAUCGUCACAGUCACACACGCACACACACACACAGAGUCGCAUAGUUCGCUUCCAGCUUAUUGCAUUUUGCAGCCUGCAUAAUAAAAUACUAUGUCAAUCCUGCACAUGUCUCUCUCCCCACAAUCUCUCUCAUUAGCAAGAACCCUGUCAGGCACCCCAAUACCAGCCCAAUCACCAUCCCUCACCAUCACCACAAGACUUUUCCAUCUCUCCCUCACUACUCCCACCUCCAUCCCCCUGAGAACGACGCCGAUUCGGAUGGGCGGUGGCCCCCGGACCUAUCCCGGAGGGGUCUCCAAAUGGCAGUGGAAAAGAAUGCAGGCUAAGAAAGCAAAACAGCUGCUCAAGGCCCGUCUCGCUAGAGAACGUCAAAUAUACGAAAUGAGGAAAAGAGCCGAGCUCAAGGCCGCCAUUUCCGAACUUGAACGCCCAUGGGAGACUGUUGAAAAGCCGCCAAAUUUGUUCUCCGUCAGUGCUGAUGAGCAGUUGAAGGUGUUGGCUGAUCGGUUUCAGAAGCCCGGUGGCCUUGACUUGUGGUCUGAUAGGGACGGCCCGGAAUUGUUCAGGCCGGGUAAUGGUUUGCCCUCUUCUAGGUUUUUCCCGAAAGGGGUUGUUCAUAGCUCUAAACCGUACGGAAAAUUAGAAAAAAUAACUACUACGUCUGAAGAAUUUGAGAGUUCCGAAAUCGAAGAAGAUUCCGGUCCAAACCCAAUUCGUGAAAGCGUUGGGAAAAUCGGUGCACGUAGAAAAGGGUAUAGUAAGAAUUCGAUGAGCAGUUCUGGUGGUUCAGAUAAAGGAGGAAAUGUGAGUGAUUUCAAGUCCAGAAGCUUGGUGGGCGUCGCAGAAGACCGUGAAAGUGGGGAUUUUAAGGGAAAGGUCAGAAAGAAGGGAAGUACGAGAACUUAUUUGAGUGAUUCAGAAGGAAUGAAUUCUGGGGAUGUAGGAUUUGGUAGUAGGAAUGCUGGGAGAAACAGCAGGCUAGCUGGCACUGCCAGAGAAUUUUGGAGGAGCAAAAGUGAUGCCGAGGAAGAAAAUAUGAAUUCAGAAGUUUUUUAUAUGAGUUUGCAAAAUGAUGGGAGCUAUGGAUUUGAAUUGGAGAACUGAGGAUGCAAUAUGUUCUGCCUACAAGUGAAGUUGAACUUAUGGUUUGAGCUUCCACAUGAUGUUAUAUUGAACCAUCGUGCAAAAAAUAUAAUCUUAUGAUCGGAAAUAUUCAGGUUGAUGGCAUUUCUCUUGGCUUUUUAGUGUUAGCUAGAGUGGAAAGCUGAACCUUUUGGAACAUAGGCAGGUAUCUCUUAACCAUUUUCUUCGCUCUAUUAAGCAGAUAUGUGUAUUGCUGUCGCUCUGGCAUGUGUGAAUUGUAUAUUGUAAGUGAUGUGGAUAAAAUGUGUGCAGAAGAUAUGUAGUGGGACAUUUCAUGGUCAAUGCAUUCCAUUGCGACUUACAAUCAA
This is a messenger RNA of Sesamum indicum (sesame), 1536 nucleotides long. Its product is annotated as copper ion transmembrane transporter. The record is from RefSeq and is a predicted model, not a curated record. NCBI's taxonomy places the organism in Eukaryota, Viridiplantae, Streptophyta, Magnoliopsida, Lamiales, Pedaliaceae.